AUGGCUCUCUACGGUGCCCCAGCGUGGGCUGACGCACUCAGUGAUAAGAACAUAUCACAGCUACGGCGACCGCAGAGAGUGAUGGCGCAGCGAGUGAUAAGAGGGUAUAGGACAAUAGGUUCUGAAGCAGCUUGCGCCCUAGCGGGAACCCUACCCUGGGAUCUGGAGGCGCAAAUCCUGGCUUCCCUAUUCGUAUGGCGUAAGGAGGCUCUAGCUCGCGAUCUCUGGCCAGCGCCCCAGGAGAUCAGAGCGCAGCGAGAGAUACUUCACCAGGCAGCAGUAGAGCGGUGGUCAGCCAGGCUUGAGCGCCCAAGCGCAGGAGUCCGCACCAUCGAAGCGAUACGGCCAGUGCUCAAAAAUGGUUAG
Molecule: messenger RNA, 366 nt
Organism: Leguminivora glycinivorella
Lineage: Eukaryota; Metazoa; Arthropoda; Insecta; Lepidoptera; Tortricidae
Exons: 1
Coding region: 1-366 (121 amino acids)
Source: RefSeq, a predicted model, not a curated record